Molecule: messenger RNA, 2889 nt
Organism: Cynara cardunculus var. scolymus (artichoke)
Lineage: Eukaryota; Viridiplantae; Streptophyta; Magnoliopsida; Asterales; Asteraceae
Product: G-type lectin S-receptor-like serine/threonine-protein kinase B120
Exons: 8
Coding region: 74-2662 (862 amino acids)
Biological process (GO): protein phosphorylation; recognition of pollen
Molecular function (GO): ATP binding; protein serine/threonine kinase activity
Source: RefSeq, a predicted model, not a curated record
AGGUUUAACUUUCAAAUCUUCCAUUUUUGCUCUAUUUUGCUUUUAAUUCAUGUUAUAUGAUUUCCAUAUUUAGAUGAAUUUCUGCAAGCUUUUCUUGAUUUGGGAGAUGGGUUUUACUCAUAAAGCCCUAACAACUCUUCAUCUUGUUUCCUUCAUCCUUCUUCUUCAUUUUCUCCCUGUGUUUCCCCAAAUAAUCAGCAGAAUCGAUGAAGGUCAGUCGAUUAGAGAUGGCGAAACCCUUGUUUCCGCUGGACGAGUUUUCGAGCUUGGUUUCUUCAGCCCUGAGAAUUCAAGUCUCAGAUACGUUGGAAUUUGGUAUUACAGAAUUCAGAAUCAGAGCCGAACAGUCGUUUGGGUUGCCAACAGAAAUGCUCCAAUUUCCGGCGAUUCUGGUGUUUUUAACAUCGGAAUCAAUGGUAGCUUGAUUAUUUCCGAUGGGAGUGGUGAUGUUUAUUGGUCAAGUAGUAACUCUGUUGUUACAAGUAAUCUAACAGUGAUGCUCAUGGACACCGGAAAUCUGGCUCUGUCGACGGUUGAGAACGCCGGUGAUGAUUCAAACGCUAUAUGGCGGAGUUGCGAUAAUCCGACCGAUACUUAUUUACCAAAUCUGAGAGUUUAUUUGAACAUCAGUCGUGGAGAUAGUCAUCGAUUUGUAUCAUGGAAAAACCCUAAUGAUCCUGCAAAUGGGAAUUACUCCAUGGGGGUUGAUCCUCGAGGUUCACCUCAGGUGGUGGUUUGGAACGACCAAUCACGGCGGCGGCUAUGGAGAUCCGGCCACUGGAAUUAUCAAAUAUUCGUCGGAAUUCCACAGAUGAGAUCUCUACUUCUGUUUGGUUUUAGAUUAGUUCCUGUAGAUAAUGAUCUCAUGUAUUUCAUCUUCAAUAAUCCAAACACAACUGUUUACAUGCGAUUCUUGAUCCAAUGGAAUGGACUUGUUCAACAAUUAACUUGGAAUGAUGAAACCUCCCAAUGGAGUGUUAUGUUAUCGCAACCUUCAACCGGUUGCGAAGAAUAUAACAAAUGCGGGAAUUUCGGCAUCUGUAGAACGAUUAGCGUUCCUAAUAUUUGUACUUGUAUGGAAGGAUUCGAUCCAAAUCCCGAUUCUAGAGAUCAAUGGAAUCGCGGAAACUGGUCUGGUGGGUGUGUUAGAAGAACUCCAUUGGAAUGCAAUUCUAAUGGUACUUCUAAUGAUGGAUUCUGGCAGAGAACCGGUGUUAAACUGCCGGAUUUUGCCGACCGAUUGGUGGUUGGAAGCAGCGGUGAUUGCGAAGAUGGAUGCUUGAGCAAUUGUUCGUGUAAUGCAUAUGCGUAUGUUUCUGGUGUCGGGUGUUUGAUUUGGGGGGGUGAUCUGGUUGACGUUGAGCAAUUCGAAGAAGGCGGUGAAACACUUUUUAUUCGUCUUGCGGAUUCGGAUUUGGGAAGUACGAAAAAGGUAUCUAGAACUGUAGCGAUUGCAGUACCAGUCACCGGAGUUGUUGUUCUCGGCAUAAUCGUGUGGUUGCUAUGGAGGUAUCGGCAAAGACUUAAAGAGUGUCGAAAUCCAUGUGGAAAAGCGACGAAUCCGCCACCAGUUUUUGAGGCGUCAAAUGGCCAAGAAACUUCGGUGGAGACCUCGGGGCCGCCAGAUUAUGAAGGGAAAGCGUACGAAGGGCCGUCGUUGCCUUUGUACAGUUCUAGUUCGCUAGAAAUGGCUACGGAUGGAUAUGCAAACAAGAACAAGCUCGGGCAAGGUGGUUUUGGCCCCGUGCACAAGGGAAUUCUUCCUGGAGGGCAAGAGAUCGCUGUAAAACGGCUUUCAAAAUCAUCGGGACAAGGAUUAGGGGAAUUCAAGAACGAGAUGAUUCUGAUUGCGAAAUUGCAGCACCGAAAUCUUGUUAGAUUGUUGGGGUAUUGCAUUGAAGGAGAAGAAAGAAUGCUAGUUUACGAAUACAUGCCUAACAAAAGCCUCGAUUCGUUUCUUUUUGACCCGAAAAGGAAAGCUGAACUGGAUUGGAAAACACGAUUCAAGAUCAUCGAAGGGAUUGCAAGAGGAUUACUUUAUCUCCAUCGGGAUUCUCGGCUUCGGAUCAUUCAUCGUGAUCUGAAAGUAAGCAAUAUUUUGCUCGAUGAAGAGAUGAACCCCAAGAUUUCUGAUUUCGGGAUGGCUAGAAUCUUUGGAGGGAACCAGAAUGAAGCGAAUACAAAUCGAGUUGUAGGAACUUAUGGUUAUAUGUCUCCUGAGUAUGCAAUGGAAGGUCUGUUUUCGGUGAAAUCUGAUGUUUAUAGUUUUGGGGUUCUGCUUCUCGAGAUCAUUAGCGGCCAGAGGAAUAAUAGUUUUCGGUCUGCAGAUUCUACGAAUCUAAUUCGACAUGCAUGGAAGUUAUGGAAGGAAGGGAAAGGCGAGGAACUGAUCGAUCCAUUGAUUUUAGAUUCGUGCAAUAAGAACGAAGCGUUGCAAUGCAUCCACGUUGCGAUGCUGUGUGUGCAGUCGUCAGCCAUUCAAAGGCCAACCAUGUCGUCGGUGGUGUUCAUGUUGGAGGGCGAGAACACGAGCCUUCCGCAACCGAAUGAAAUGGAUAUGACGUCACUGAGCUCCGUAGAAAUGGACUUGAUCAUGGAAGGUCGGGAAAUCAACAUUUCUUCGAACGAUGUUACGAUUACCGAAGUGGGCGGGAGGCCGUGAGUCAUGGUGCACUAGGAAGAGUCUCGAACAGGUGACUUAACGCUUUCAGUCGGUCGUUUGUCGUACAUAUAUCAAAUACGUAUAACUUCAUGAUGUUGGUUUCGAUACGAUGUAAAGAAAUAUUUUUGUAAAUCUAGAAAUUAGAAAGAAAUCAUUCAAAUUUUGUAUGAAAUAGUUGUGUCAUGUGAUUUGACGGAAUUCAUAAUUGCCACCAGAAAGGUGUGAUU